GUAUAUAACCCGGCAGCUGUGAGAAAGACGACACUUCUCAACCUCACGCAUUCAUGGAAGAAACAAAGAAACCGUCAGUGGAAGAGUUGGGUGAGCUCUCGGGGAAACAGUCGGAGGAAAUCACGCUAAAAUGGUCUAUACACAAGCUCUGGUGUUCGGCAUGUCCGUCAGGAGUGAGCCGGAAAACCUAACGCUGGCGGAGGACCUGAGUCUCAUCCCGGGGCUCAGAGGAGACGGAGAGCCGCUCCAGCACUGCGGCAGACUCAUGAAGGCACAAAGCUCCUCCAGUCUGGGAUCUGCCUGCAGUUUGGAAGAGGAAGAAGGUGAAGAUGUGUGUCUUCAGCUCGACCUGUCCAAACGCAUCGAGAAGUGCCUCUAUGAGGCCAAAGGAGCGAGUCUGCGCUGCCAGGAGCUGCGUUUGCCCAGACGCAUGACCACACGGCUGGCCGGAGACAUCCUGCGAUUAUCCGUGGAUGAGCCAUGCGGGAUACGAGGAGCUCUGAUCCACAUGUUCAUGGAGAACAAGGGCACACUGCUGAAUCUGGGCACAGUUAUUCCUGAUCAGAGUCUCACGCCAACAUUUGAAGUCUCUGUGGUCCUGCAGCCAGAUUUGGGAGGAUGGCCUCCACUGAAGAUCCUGUUUGGUGGAGGGAAGGUGUUGAGCAUUCGAAGGGAAUACCGAAUAAUCAAACGCAAGCUCUACUCAUCCGCUACUCCCACUGUAUUGGAGUUUUAUUAACACUGUGGUAUUAAUAGGAAAAAAAAUGAGUCUAUGGUUGAGGUUUCAGAGGAAGACGAGCUCAUUUUGCACAUUGUUAAUCACAUCGAGGUUAAGUUGGUUUUAUAGUCGCACUUCCGUUCAUUUUAACAAUCCCUAUAUUGGUUACCACACUACUUUGAACAUUCGGAAAAUCACAUGCAAGUAUGACUUCAAAACAACAUUAUGACCAUUUCACUGGCUGUCAACAAUGUUGUACUUUGAUAGUCAUUGGCUGCUAAUAUAGUUUCCAUAAUUGGAAUUUUGCUUUUCUGAAAUAAUAUUAAGGAGAACGUCUGAAUGUGCGAAUAUAAAACCAGCUUCACCCCAAUGAUAUUCACUGUUACAUUCAGAAUGUACUGAGUAAUGUUUAAACACUUCAGUUCAAUGAAAGUUGCUAUAAUGCAGCCAACAUUUCUAACACACAACAAGCGGGUAUGUUGUUGUUGUUGUUGUUACUGUAUUUUAUAAUGCUUCGUUAAUAUACAUACGAAUAAUCAAUAGCGUAAAACCAGAUGCAUAUACGCACUAAUGUUCAAAAGCUGGGUUCUGUAGGAUUUUUGAAAGAUAGUUUUAAACGCAGCAAUGCUGUAUUAUUAGUUAUUUGUACAGUAUUACUACCUUUUUUUUGCUUUUAAAACGCUAUUUUUUUUUUUUUUAGCAGGCAUUGUUAUCCCACAAACAGAAAUAGUAAUAUUUGUGUUCCUAUUAUAAUAUAAUAAUUAGUGAAAUUAACACCAUUUAGUUUAGUUAGAUUUUGUUUUUAGCAAAUAUUUUCUUUUUAUUAUUUUUCCAAAAUGUUACUGACCCAAAUCUUUCGAACAAAUAUGCAAUAACAUGGGUCUCAAACGAGAUUCCUGAAGGGCCGCAGCUCUGCACAGUUUUGCUCCAGAUCUAAUGAAACACAGCUGAUCCGACUAAUCAAGGUGUUCAAGACUCUUUUGAACGCCCUGAUUAUUUGGAUCAGCUGUGUUCGAUUAGGGCUGGAGCAAAACUGUGCAGAGCUGCGGCCCUCCAGGAAUCCCAUUUGAGACCUACGUUGUAAAGUUCACAGCACCAUCAUAUUUAAAGUUCUGUAACAAACACUACUUUGUCACUAGUUGUUGUUGUUCGGUGUGUUUUUCUGUGUGUGUGUGUGUGUGUGUGGUAAGAUCCGAGUGAUGGGUGUGUUUGCGACUACAGAAUGUUCAGUUUUGAAUCUGCACUAUUGUUUACUGAUGUUCAGGGAUUUAGGAGGGUUUGGGUUUGAACGUGACUCACUCCACUCUUGUAUGUUGACGUCAUUUAAUGCUUGAUGUUUUCACGUGAAUGGGACAAGCUGGCAUUGUCUCACAGUGAAGCAUUUGUAACGGUAUUUGUAUUUGGAAACUGCUGAAAUGUGAAUAAAUUAUUUUUAAAAUAA
Danio aesculapii is the source of this 2159-nucleotide messenger RNA. RefSeq names its product DNA damage-inducible transcript 4-like protein-like. Gene Ontology annotation, cellular component: cytoplasm. NCBI's taxonomy places the organism in Eukaryota, Metazoa, Chordata, Actinopteri, Cypriniformes, Danionidae. Gene Ontology annotation, biological process: negative regulation of signal transduction. The record is from RefSeq and is a predicted model, not a curated record.